Habropoda laboriosa is the source of this 823-nucleotide messenger RNA. It is a transcript of the gene twr, whose product is annotated as signal peptidase complex catalytic subunit SEC11A. NCBI's taxonomy places the organism in Eukaryota, Metazoa, Arthropoda, Insecta, Hymenoptera, Apidae. The record is from RefSeq and is a predicted model, not a curated record. Gene Ontology annotation, molecular function: serine-type endopeptidase activity. The coding region runs from base 63 to 605 and encodes 180 amino acids. The transcript has 4 exons. Gene Ontology annotation, cellular component: membrane; signal peptidase complex.
AUAGGAUUAAAACAGUUUUGUUUACUUGUUUGUCCUAAUUUUCGUAGAAAAAAGUUGCAACCAUGUUUCAGUCUGUGUUCGAUGAUAUGCGGCGAAUGAAUAAACGGCAGUACCUAUACCAAAUAUUAAGUUUCGGUAUGAUCGUUUCGUCCGCUUUAAUGAUCUGGAAAGGUUUGAUGGUUGUAACUGGCAGCGAGAGUCCGAUCGUGGUGGUUCUCAGUGGUAGUAUGGAACCAGCAUUUCACAGGGGGGAUUUGUUAUUUUUAACAAAUUACCAAGAUGAGCCAGUCAGAGUAGGAGAAAUUCUUGUUUUCAAAGUUGAGGGUAGAUAUAUUCCAAUUGUACACAGAGUCCUUAAGCUACAUGAAAAGGGUGAUGAAAACAAUACUGUUAAAUUUCUAACAAAAGGUGAUAAUAAUUCUGUUGAUGAUAGAGGUUUAUAUGCACCUGGUCAAUUAUGGUUAACACAUAAAGAUGUUGUUGGUAGGGCAAGGGGUUUCUUACCAUAUGUAGGAAUGAUUACAAUAUUCAUGAAUGAAUAUCCCAAAUUGAAAUAUGUAGUAUUAAUAUGUUUGGGAAUAUAUGUUUUGAUACACAGAGAAUAAAAGUAUUUCAUGUAAGAAAUUAUAUGAAAUAGACUGCCUGAACAUCUAAGAAAAGUGUAUUGUAAAAUUAAAUCCUACUUGACAAUUCAAAUACACAUGUGGAAAUAUGUACAAUGUAAUUUUAUGUCUUGUUGAUUUUAUACCACUAGAGAAACCUUCUGCAUGCAAGAGGUCAGGAGAUGUAACAGUUUUGCGAAAUUGUGUGUACUUACAAUAGU